UGGAAUAUGUGAUGGAGAGUGCAUUGAGAAGCGUUCUUCCCGGGGGGUAAAACACAAACGCGCACCCCUCCACCCGCUAUUCCCGUUUGGACCAUGGGGGUCGGCUUCUACAAUAGUCCGCCGCCUUGCUUAUGCGCUUUUCCAUUCAUUUUCUACUGUAGCGGGAUGAUGCUAGGACUCAAAGCUCCUUAACAUGUCUUUGUGUAGCUAGUUUACAAUCGCUAACAUCCUCGACAAGCGAGCUUCAUCUAAAUUCGUCAGCCAAGAGCGGUCAAGAGCAGAGAGCGAAAAACAAAACAAAAAACAAAACUACGCAAAUAGAUACAGAGAGUGGUGACGAGCCGACGAUGAGCGAUUGGGUGCGUGAAGCGGGAAGACUCGAGAGGAAAUUUAGAGACCGCCUGAAGAAGACGAUUAUGGAUGAUUUAUAACACCCACCACACACCUCCCAAAAUCCCAAAAGAGAACAUCUGGUACAAUUGGAAGAAAAAUCUUGGUUCCUAUCAGAUUGGAUUCCACACGGAUCGUCAGAAAUGGAAUGAACAAUUUCAUCUUUCCUUGAAAUCCCUGUGUACUGCCUCAGAAGUCCAGGUUGGAGAAAAACGUGUUUUUGCAUUGGAUCAAAAAAUUCCCAAUUACUUGGUUUGGGGAGUGAGUUCAGCAGUCUUCCAUGGGUGUCCAAUUCAUGAAAUGGAGCUACCACUGAGCAUGAACAGCACCACUGCAGUGCAGCAUCAACAGUCAUCCUUGCAAAUGUGACCCUGCCAGCCACACAUUCACACAAUUAAAUCAAUGCAACGGGCAGACGUUGCACUAACCCCAGCGCAUACACAUUAGCUCUAAGGCACAAAGUCGCACAUACCCCACAUGUCUGCAGUCUGUGGCUAGCAGGACAGAUGCUGUCCCCACCCUCCCUCCUAUGGUCCCCUCAGACCCAGCUGGUGAGAAGAUGAGAUUCAAGAUUGAUUGGUUCAGUCAUCUAUUUUUUCCAACGCACCCUCUCCGCAUCAGUAACCCCGGUCUGGCCUGUCAUCUCGCAGCCAAGUCCUUCAUUGAAACAUCAUCAUGGGUUAUUUCUUUUGUAAAUAAACCACAAAAAUCCUUGAAGUGAGUCUUACAGAUUUUUUUUUCUGGACUUGACUGCAAUCAGAACUCUGCAAUUGCAUUACUGACAUCUGAAUGGUGUUCACUGGAGGUUUUAUCCUUACCCCAAGAACGUUUGAGUCUUAAAACCCAGAGCAGGAGCGCCUCUAGUCCUUAAUUCUCCAAGCAGAGAAGCUUGUGUGAAGCAAUGAAAGGAAAGAGCGAUUUGAGGAAAGCAGUCAGUAAGUACAAUGGAAGCAAGUAGGGCAGCAGUACAAAAAGUGAAAGAGCAAGACGACAACAAGGUGAUUUUUGUCUAGAAUGACUCGAGAUGUGACAGAUUACCCUUCAGGCUGGACCUCCUCCCUUUUACUGCCCCUCCUCCUGCAUUCAUCUCUCCCUCUCUCCGCUGCGCUCAACGAGAUUGCAAGCUAUCUUGGGCUCUGACUACAGUGCAACGAAAGACACGGGGAAAGAGAAAGCAGACUGCUUGAGCCCUGGUAGAGAGGAGUGGAACGACGACCUGCUGCAUCUGCGCUCUCUCGUUGCUGGAUUGACAUUUAAAGCAAGAAAAAAAAGGAAAGAAAUGAGAGCAAUGGACAUAAAGAAACGAGAGGACCUGCAGGGACAUCGGGGUAAAGAAAAGGAUACAAAAGCUGAUGUAGAGCUCGUGUCAGUGGAAAAGGAAAGGAAUACGUCAGACUGGAGCUGGAUGUAAUUCAACGGCAACUUUGGUGUGUGAGGCGAGCACAUUUGUGGAGGGGGAAAAAAAAGCUGAGAGAGAGUAAGUGUAGGAAAAUCGCCAAGUGCCGAGCUUGUGUGGGACAAAUAUACUUUGACACUGUCCUGUGUAUAUUUACUUAAUUCAUAUCUGUGUGCGACCUCAUAGUCCACAGCGCUAACCGGGAGGUUGCCCCAAUCAGGCUCACCAGAGCUUGGUGGCUGGUACACGCAGGAAGCAGAGGAAAAGCAUAGGAGGGAUACAGUGGCAGGCCCAGGGGCGGGGGCAUGGCCAUGGGGGGGCCGCAUCCCUUCCUCCGCCCUCCACCGGGACAGGCGCUGGGGCUUUUGGGGUGGGGGGCCUUUCAGGGGUGCACCAAGACUCUCAGAGCUCAGGCCUUGGCUAAGCAGACCAGCCCCUGGGAUGGGGGACUCAGGUAGUGUGGAAGGUAGCGGAGCUGAGAAAGCAAGACGGGCAAGAUGUUCUCGGAGAGUCUGGGUUAUACUUGGCUCGCUGGUUCUUUUCUUUCUCACCUCGCUCUUCUUCUCCGUCUCAUUACGGGGUGGAAUCAGCUUUAAUUACCUGGAACCACCCGGCUGGGAGGAUUCUCGGCGAGUGAAGUUGGUGCCCAACUACGUGGGCUCACACAGACAGCCCCCCUCUGAUGCUCAGCAACAGCAAACAUGUGCCUGCUCUCGUUGUGUGGGAGAUCCCGGUGUCUCGGACUGGUUUGAUGAGAACUACGACCCAGAUAUCUCACCUGUUUGGACCAGAGACAAUAUCCAGCUCCCCUCUGAUGUCUACUACUGGUGGGUGAUGUUGCAGCCCCAGUUUAAACCCCACAGCAUCCAGCAGGUGCUGCAUAGGUUGUUCCAGGUGAUUCCUGGACGAUCUCCGUACAGCUUAUGGGAUGCGGCGCGAUGCCUACGGUGCGCCGUCGUGGGGAAUUCUGGAAACCUGCGCGGGGCCGGAUACGGGGCGACCAUAGAUGGACACAACUACGUCAUGAGGAUAAACUUGGCCCCCACGGUGGGCUACGAGGAAGACGCCGGCAGCCACACCACUCACCACUUCAUGUAUCCGGAGAGCGCCAAGAACCUGGCGGCCAACGUCAGCUUUGUCCUCGUUCCUUUUAAAACGCUGGAUCUCGUUUGGAUCACCAGCGCGCUGUCGACCGGCCAGAUCCGAUUCACCUACGCUCCAGUGAAACAGUUUCUCCGUGUGGAUAAAGACAAGGUCCAAAUCUUCAACCCAGCGUUCUUCAAAUACAUCCACGACCACUGGACGAGGCAUCACGGUCGCUACCCGUCCACAGGCAUGCUAGUGCUCUUCUUUGCCCUCCACGUCUGCGAUGAGGUAAACGUGUUUGGGUUUGGGGCAGAUGGCCGUGGAAACUGGCACCACUACUGGGAGCAGAAUCGCUACGCUGGAGAGUUUCGAAAGACAGGGGUCCAUGAUGCAGAUUUUGAAGCUCAGAUCAUUCAAAGACUUUCUGAGGCUGGAAAGAUCACCGUUUACCCAGGGAAAUAAAUCAACUCGGGGAAAACGGGUUCAGCCAGAGUUAAACAGUUACAACUUUGGGUUUUUCAUCCAAAGGCCUAGUCCUCCUAAAAGGGACCCAAAAAGGUCAGUGAUGCGUCCCAUCAUAUCACAUUCAAGCCCACUAGCUAGUAACUCAAUGUUUGGAUGUGGACCGGCACUCAAGACGUGGCAACAUAUCGAUCUGGGUUCUGGGUGAGGUUCUGCUCACACGGAGACAGGGAGGGAAGAGCCUCAGCGUUUCACCUCUUAUGCUACGACCUGAGACUGGAAGACCCGAGGAGGGUUUCAUAUUUACAAACUUCAACUCAGGAGUGGAAAAAUAAAGACAUCAAACUAACAGCGACGAUGAGCGCUACCAAGCUUUGCGGUUCCGAGAACUCAAGCGGGAAUCGUCACAUUCGUUCACGUAUUCUAUAAAUCUACUCUGCCACCAUUUAUAUAGAUGCACAUUGGCUGGAGCAGGAAGCGGCACCAUCAGCCAUCAGCAGUCUACAGGACUAGAGUUCACCCUGCCAGUGUUUCCAAUAGCAACAAAUGACAGAGCUGUGGAUGUUGACCGACAUAAAGCAACACUGUAGGCGUGUAGACAGACAGACAGAGAGAAAUGACUCACCGCACAUUAUGUGGCAGCAAGUGAAGCAGACAGCGAGAUUUUCCAUUUCUCACAAAGUCAUAAGCUAUUCGACAUUUCUCCUUUUGGUAGAGAAACAGUUCUUGAAUCUUUUACAGGGAUGACUACUGCGUCGCAUGAAACUUGUUGGAAAAAGAGAAGAACAAAAAAGAGACUGAGUUACACGAGGUGAUUACUGGGAGUAGAGGGAAUGAUUCUCCUGGAAUCCCCACACAGCCAAAGUUCCAGACGGACGAUGUUCUGACUGCGUCCUUGGAAGGCUGCACGCUGGACUCAAAUCAGACUUUUACUAAUCCCCAUGUGCUGUGUUACGGUCUAAUUUAAGAGCCAGCGCACGACAAUGGCACUCAUCAUUUGGUGCGGAUUUGUGUGGUUUGCGUUGUUUUGCAAGUUCCACUCUGAUGGAAGGCUCUCAGCGAGCUCUACUGCAUUUGAUGUUUGACGGGACUUCAAACACUCCAAAGUGACUUUUGUAACCCAGCGGAUUUUGCUCAUUCCUGUGCCCGUGUGAUGGGUUGGAAGAGCCCGUGGAAACCACAUGGAUGUGGACUCAUUGGACAUGAUGGCCCCAUCUACUGCUAAUCCUGGUAGCUGCCAAUUAAACUUCAGCGCUCUCUUGAAAGGGUAGAGAGCCACCACGCGCCUUAGAAAUCACCAUUUUACCUGCACUUCUGUUCUGUUUUUCAUCACCACGUCAUAGUCACUGCUGCACAAUGUUUUAUUUUUAGAGCUUCAUUUUAAUUGUGUGUUUCUCACAAAGGAUGUUUUACUUCACCCUUGGUGGUCCCUAAAAUAUUUUUUAUUUUGAGGAAAGAAAUGUCCUGCAACUGGCUGGCGACCAGUUCCCCCGGAAUAGUCAGCUGGGAUGGGCUGCAGUAGGCCCGCCACCUUAGUGACUAUGAGCGGUACGGAAAAUGGGUGGGGUGGAAAGAAAUAACACAUUAAGGGUACUUUGAGGGGAAUUAUUUCAUUUUUGUUGAGGAGAUCCAUAAAAAGGAUCAAGAGAACUCUUAGAAUGUCUGUUAAAAAUAUUUCCCUGCCAACCGAAGCUCCAUGCCCCUCGAGUUCAAAUGAUUAUGCGUGUUUUGUUUUAGAUUUUGUUUGUAGUUGGAAUACAAAUAUAAUUCUUGUAUAAAUCGCAUAUCACAGCAGCCACUUCACAACUUCAUGUAAUGCAAUACAGAAGCUACAUUCAAAUUCUGACUAUAUAAAAGACAAAAUAUUGCCAAUGUGAAACACAGUAUGAUGCAGUGCAGCGCUACUAACUACUAAUAUGAACAUAUUGUUGAAUGAAUCAAGGUUAUUACAUUGGAUCUCAGAUCAUAUACCUAAUGUCGUGGUUGGUGAGUGUAAAUAUUUAACUCAUUACGGACACACCUGACUUUUGUACGGGGAGCGUCGGAGCGAUUCCUGCUCAGCGAUGCUGUUGCUACGGAAACCAGCUCAGGGUGUAGUCCGCCAUUCGCCCGAAGUUGGCUGGGAUAGGCUCCGGCACUCCUGUGGCCCUUGUGAGGAUCAGCGACUUGGAAGACGGCUGGAUGGAAAAUGCUCAUAUUCUUUUUCACAUAAAAACAGUAAUAAUUCCAAAAAUGAAGAGAAUAUAUAUAUAUAUAUAAUGUUACCUUGCUUGAAACGCCUUCAGUAACAAAGUAGCACAUCUUAAGGCCUAAAAAAAUGUAGAAAAUGCAUCUCAAAAUUUACAGCUAAUAACUACCAGAUUAUCCAUGCAGUAGUGGCAAAAAUUCCACUUUCCACUUCGUUUAUCUUUUAGACCAGUUUGGGACAAAGUAGGGGCUGCGAGCUCUAGACGGCCCACCCAGUAUUUGUGUAUUUUAUAUUAUUAACCAAUUUAGAGGGUAAUAGAAAUAUAUGUCUCCAUUUGUUAUUUUAUUCUGAUUCUUCUCAUUAGCUAAUUGGUUAUCUGACUUAUUGUAAAUAAUAUUUAAAAGAUGGUACUUAUUGAUAUUCAAUCUUUAAUAGGUGUUUAAUCAAUUGCGGUUGAAUAAUUAUAAAUACUGUAAUGCCCCUUCUUCUUCUUUACCUUUUAGCUUUUCCCAUUAGGGGUCACUCAAAAUGACAAUUAUUUUGAAUGUUUAAAAAGCUUUAUUGUCCACAGUAUUUUGUUUCCUUUUUCUUUUUAUUUCUUGUUUUUCCUUAUUAUUAUUUUUUUCACAUCAUCUACCGACGGCCAGGCCUAUCUGACCCUCUUCGUGCCCUUGAGUAGAGAAGACUGCCCGCCCACCGUUUAAAGCUAUUGUUGAAAUUUUGCUGCCGAAAGAAGUCGUUGUUGUCUUAGUGAUGAGAGCUGGGGAGCUCUACCGCCCCCAAUCGGUCAUCAGAUGAACUAUUCUGUGUUAAAUAUCAGCUGUAUGCAGAAUAUGCUUUGUCUUAUCAUUCGGUGCGUUGUGUCUUGCAUCAAUUCCAAUCAUGUGUUUUUGCACAUGGCAGCUUUUAAAAUGAUUAUUAUGUGGUUUUGAGGGACAAGCGCAGUUGCAUAAGUAGAUAGCUGUGCCUCGCGCUGCCCCAGCAGCCAUCUGUCAGCUUUGCAUCUUGAAGCUUUCCACUCUUGCUGGCUGUGAGCUGUGCCUUCUGAGUUGCAUACACUACACUACUUACAGCAAGUCACCUAUGGCAACUCCCUUUUUUUAUUUUCUUUUUUGAAAGCUUGCCACAGGAUGAAAAGGUUUUCAGCUAGGGAUGUGUGUAAUUCAUUGCUACGUUAAUGUGGCAAGAACAACACUUGUUUUGCAUAUCAUAGAUUUGUCCACUAGUGACUCAAUAAACAAUAUGACAUAUUCAA
Syngnathoides biaculeatus (alligator pipefish) is the source of this 6777-nucleotide messenger RNA. RefSeq names its product ST3 beta-galactoside alpha-2,3-sialyltransferase 2 (gene st3gal2). Gene Ontology annotation, molecular function: beta-galactoside (CMP) alpha-2,3-sialyltransferase activity. The record is from RefSeq and is a predicted model, not a curated record. The transcript has 8 exons. The coding region runs from base 2228 to 3334 and encodes 368 amino acids. NCBI's taxonomy places the organism in Eukaryota, Metazoa, Chordata, Actinopteri, Syngnathiformes, Syngnathidae.